Spodoptera litura is the source of this 768-nucleotide messenger RNA. It is a transcript of the gene mRpS11, whose product is annotated as mitochondrial ribosomal protein S11. Gene Ontology annotation, molecular function: structural constituent of ribosome. NCBI's taxonomy places the organism in Eukaryota, Metazoa, Arthropoda, Insecta, Lepidoptera, Noctuidae. The record is from RefSeq and is a predicted model, not a curated record. Gene Ontology annotation, cellular component: ribosome. Gene Ontology annotation, biological process: translation.
UCAGUGACAGUGACAAAUAUUUUAAGAAUUUUAGGUUAGUUGCAGAGAUUGAAUGUUACCUAUUUAUUAUAUAGGAAACAAUCCGAUUUUAUAGUACUUAUAGUUGAAAAGAUAUAAUAAAAAGAAUGCUUAACGCUGUCAGAAAUACUUUACGGAAUCCUGUAGCGGGUAUGGCGCGUUUAUUUCAGACAUCAGUCCCCCAAGCUUCAGAAAAGUUUGACCACAAAAGAAUACCUAAAGAAGACGAAGGUGUCCAAGGAGAGAAAGUUAUCGAUCUAGACUCAGUGCUGAAGACAAAACAAAACUUAUUUCCAACUUUAGAAUCUGAUAAUCAAAUAUUCGGAGGUAUAUUGUACAAACAGCUUCCCAUCUGCAACAUCCGUGUCUCCCAUAACAACACCAUAUUUACGAUGACUGAUGCCAGUGGCACUGUGAAGAUCAUCAGAUCAUGUGGGAUGGAAGGCUUUAAGAAUACCAAGAAAGGAACCAAUAUUGCUGCUCAAACUACUGCCAUUGCCAUAGCUACUAAAGCCAUCGAUAGAGGGUUUAAAACCAUCAGAGUAAGAGUGCAAGGAUUGGGACCAGGCAGAUUGGCAGCUGUAAAAGGUUUACAAAUGGGUGGCUUAGAUAUAGUCUCAAUCACAGACAAUACCCAUGUAUCAUGGAACCCUCCGCGACCAAGGAAAGCUAGAAGAUUGUAAUUUAACCCGAUUAAUUGUUAAGUAGUUCUACAGUCAGCAUGUACAAAUAAACAAAACUUGAAGCUUG